Molecule: messenger RNA, 2257 nt
Organism: Drosophila rhopaloa
Lineage: Eukaryota; Metazoa; Arthropoda; Insecta; Diptera; Drosophilidae
Product: proton-coupled folate transporter
Exons: 9
Coding region: 1-1572 (523 amino acids)
Biological process (GO): transmembrane transport
Cellular component (GO): membrane
Molecular function (GO): transmembrane transporter activity
Source: RefSeq, a predicted model, not a curated record
AUGAACGAGGAACCUCACGCCCACGAAAAUCUGGUGGCUAAGCCCCAGCCAUCCCGGGAGAAGGAUCCUGAAACUGGCAGCAUCAGUAGUGAGGAGAGCUUCGACGGAAGCAUCAGUUCCGUAGUGCCGUCCAUUAUAGCGGAAACCGAACUUCCGGGAGAUCCACCAACUUCAAGCCCCCAAUCCCUGCGUAUUUAUCUACUCGAGCCCUUCAUUCUCAUUCUGCUAUUUGCCUACAAUUUCUCUUCAACCGUCUUGAAGAAUGAAGUCAUCUACCAAAGCUGCACAGCGGGUUUCGGUUAUCCGGAUAGCGUUUGCCGUCUGUUGGGUACCAAGAAUGCCACGAAUGAGACAAAGAGAAUUGAGGAGCAAGUGCAACCAUAUGCAGCCAAUGUGACUCUGGCCAUGAGGAUAGUGGAAUGCUUCAUCCCGGCUUUCUGUGGACUCUUCGCCGGAGCCUGGGCGGAUCGCUAUGGGCGCAAGCCUCUGCUCAUGUGCUCAUUUGUGGGCUACGGCCUGCAGUAUCUGAUCUCAGCCGCGAUCGCCUAUGGGGCCAUGCAGACCCACGGCCUGGUCAGUCCCUGGUGGUAUGUGCUAUCCAUCGUACCACUCUCCUGCUUGGGAAGCAGUGUCACCUAUUCCGUGGCCGCUGUUUGCUUCAUUGGCGAUGUCUCCGUAGGCAAAGUUCGUUCAUACAGGAUGAUUGCCUAUGAACUGGCCAUUUAUGUGGGCCUGCUCCUGGGAAGCUUUGGAUCCGGUUUCGCCUACGAAGCCACCGAUUCCUAUAUCGUGUUCAGCAUCUCAGCAAUUUCUAUUUUUACGGCCCUCUUCCUUAUGACGAUCCUUCUUCCAGAGAGUUUGCCUAUUGAGAAUCGAACAUUAUCCACAUCACCGAGUGGCACAAGUGUCGUCUCUCUGUUAAAGAAUUUAUGGAAAACCUGCACGAAGCCCCGGGAGCAUAAGAAUCGCUUUAUUUUGCUUACCAUUAUGGUGGUGCUACUGCUUACCGCAUUUGUCUCAGAUGGUAGCAAUUCUGUGUUUUAUAAGUUUAUGAGGAUCAAGUUCCAUUGGACCGUGAAGCAGUUUACCGAGUACGAGACGGUCAGCAUUCUGGUUCCCGCAGUGGCCGGUUCCGGAGGAGUGCUCUUCAUUUGGUCCCUGAGGAAGUGCACCAAAUCGGCGGUUCUGUGGCUGGCCUUGGUAUCCCUGUUGAGCCACUUUUCCAGCAGCCUGAUGAAGGCCUUCGCCUUGGUCAGCUGGCAGAUCUAUGUGGCCAUUGGGCUGGGCGUGUUCAAAUCCCUUGUGAAUCCCAUGUGUCGCACUAUGAUUAUCAACCUACUGCCGGCUGAUGAGCGGGGUAAAGUCUUCGCCUUGGUUGGUGUCUUACAAGCCCUCGCCCCUCUCAUAUCGUCCACUCUAUAUGUUGCGAUCUAUACCCGGACUCUGAACAGUGAUCCGGGGAUUUUCAAUGUGUUUAGCGCCUCUCUUUUUGGCAUAGCUAUUAUUCUGCUGGGAAUGGUUUGGCACAAGAAGGCGAGAAAUCAGGUGUACUAUGAGCCGGUUUUUAAGUGAUUCCAAGAAAGAAAAGAAAGAAAGUGCCAGUCAUGCCAAAGUUUGGCAUAUCAGUUACACAGGUGAACUGCUACCUCCUAACCCAAAAUCCACACAUCAUUUCGCACUUAUUUCCAUACUAAUUGUUGCUCAGUACGACUGAGGAAUUAUUGUUUUGGACCCUCUACUGUAGAUCUCACUCGCCCUUCCUUUGGGAAAACAUUGUUUAAUUACAAAACUCAAAAUAUUUUCUCAUUAACAAAAAUAUGGGUUAUUACUGCUGGCAAAGCUAUGGCGUGUGCGCAGUCACUUGACAGCUCUUACGGAAUAUCUAUAAAAAUAUUAAGAAUGUACAUACGUUUGUAUGCCCAAUAAUUGGCGCUAACUCCAGAUUUGAGCAAAUGCUAAUUCCACUUGCUAAUUUUAAAUUAGUCCCCAGUUUUUUACACCCUUGAUCAAGAUCGAUCAAAAAACCGAAUGAAGCUCGGUUUACGCACAAAUUUAUUGCCCCAACAGAGCAGAACGAAAUCCCUGGAAUUCUACAUGGAUUGUAUCAGACCAUAUCGCAUGAAUUGUCACCAGGCCAAUUAAAUCUAAUAUAAAAUAAUUAUCGAAAGUAAAUAAAAUUAUAACUAUGGCGAUUUUGUGCGAUCUCUGGCUUUGUGAAAUCCAAUAGUUUUUAAUUUGCGUUAUAUAAUGCCUGAAA